AUGGGUCAGACAGCAUCGCAACCCGAGACGGGCAAGUCUCUCAAAGUCAUCGGCGCCGGUCUCUCCAGAACAGGAACCACAUCGUUUGGAGCAGCCUGUUCCUACCUCCUCGAUGGCCCCUGUUACCACGGCGGCACCCAGAUGCUGAACUCGCCCGAGGCUCACAUCAAGCGUUGGAUCGAGAUCAUCAAACAUACCCCCGUGAAGGAUGAAGCCGACCGGAAAGCCUUGACGGAAGGUGUCAAGGAGAUGCUGGAUGGCUACGUUGCCUGUACCGAUCUGCCCUCCAACGCCUUCGUCGAGGAGCUCAUGGAGAUCUACCCUGACGCCAAGGUCAUCUGCACCGUGCGUGAUCCCGAUAAGUGGUGGAACAGCUUGGCCCCGAUCGUGGAGAAGGGAAACUUGACCGUCUUGUCCUGGAUUCUGGCACCUCUCCCCACGCUGCGGUGGUUCCGAACGUACCACGACGCCCUUGACGACGGCCGUGUCGGCGAACUGUACUUCCGCCCCGGCGAGCCCAAGAGACCGACCAGGGCCAUGUGGGAUCGACACAUCGAGCACCUCAAGAAGGUCGUCCCCAAGGAGAAGCUGUUCUUCUAUGACGUCCGUGAUGGCUGGGAGCCCCUCUGCGCCAUCCUCGGGGUUCCCGUGCCCAAGGACGUUCCCUUCCCCAAGCUGAACGAUGCCCAAGCCAUGGAGGGCUUCAUGAAGAAGAGCGCCCAGCGGGGGAUGAUGGUGUGGGCCGGUCUCUUUGUUUCUGCUGGUGCUGCUGCCUUUGCAGCUGCGAGAUACGUCGACCUGAUUUAA
Fonsecaea erecta is the source of this 807-nucleotide messenger RNA. RefSeq lists its product as hypothetical. The transcript has a single exon. NCBI's taxonomy places the organism in Eukaryota, Fungi, Ascomycota, Eurotiomycetes, Chaetothyriales, Herpotrichiellaceae. The record is from RefSeq and is a predicted model, not a curated record. Bases 1 to 807 code for a protein of 268 amino acids.